GCCAAGCUUGGCGGAACCCUAAUUCUCGCACUCGCUUCUCACUCUCGCAUGGACUGUUGGAUGGUUGUGCGCACCAAGUCGUUCCAGCUUCGAAGAUUUGGAGUGUUGCACAGUGUUUCUCUCAGGUUACGACUUGCCGGCAUGGCCGCUCUCUUGCAGCUGCAGGCGGGGCUUGCCCGAGCAGGGCUGCAGCUGCGUCCCUCUGUGCAAGGCAGCGCUAGCGGGUGGGCCAGCUCCCAGCUGGGCGCGGUGCACGGGUGUGCUACCAGCCUGUGCAGAUGGGCGGGCACUCUGGUGGUGGUGGAGCACGAUGGGCGGGCCCCCAAGAGCGGCACCCUGGCGGCCGUCACUGCGGCGGGGCAGCUGGGGCAGCCGGUGUCGCUGCUGGUGGCGGGGCAGGGGGUGGCGCCCGUGGCAGAGGCAGCCAGCCAGGCAGCAGGGGUCAAGGAAGUGUUGACUGCCGACCACGCUGCGUUGGCGCACGCGGUGGCGGAGCCGCUGGCGGAGGUCCUGGUGUGGCUGCACGGCCAGCGGCAGUUCGACUACGUCGUGGCCCCCCACAGCACCUUCGGCAAGAACCUGCUCCCCCGGGCAGCCGCCCUGCUGGACGUGGCACCGGUCAGCGACGUUGUACAGAUUGUAGACACCAAGACGUUCGUCAGGCCCAUUUACGCUGGCAACGCUCUGGCCACGGUUCGCUUCCCUGGCUCUGGACCCUUCCUUCUAACCAUCCGCCCCACCGCCUUCGAGCCCGCCAAGCAGUCGGGAGAUGGCAGCCGGGCACCCGUCUCUCCUUUGGAGCUGCCCGAGGGAGUGCCCGGUUGUGACGAGAGCGUGGGGCGGGUGGAGUGGGUGGGCGAGGAGCUGAGCACGAGCGAGCGGCCCGAGCUGGGGAGUGCCAAAGUGGUCGUCUCGGGGGGGCGUGCGCUCAAGUCCGCGGAGAACUUCAAGCUGCUGGAGGAGCUGGCGGACAAGCUGGGGGGCGCAGUCGGCGCAUCUCGAGCCGCAGUGGACGCGGGGUAUGUGCCCAACGACAUGCAGGUUGGCCAGACGGGCAAGGUGGUGGCCCCGGACAUGUACAUCGCUGUGGGCAUCUCCGGCGCGAUCCAGCACCUGGCGGGCAUGAAGGACUCCAAGGUCAUCGUGGCCAUCAACAAGGACGGGGACGCGCCCAUCUUCCAGAUCGCCGACUUUGGUCUCGUGGGCGACCUGUUCAAAAUUGUCCCCGAGUUGACGGAAAAGCUACCGGCCAAGGGGACAUGACCACAAAACUUCAUAAUACUGCAGCGCAACGGAUGUGUUUGGACCGAGUGAUCCGAUCUGAGUGUCAAAAGAUCUCUGUGUCAAAAUAGCGAAUCCUCGAUCAAUUGUACAAGUCACAAAGCAUUGCGCAAAUUGUGGCCGAGCCGGCGCACGCAUUCGAGUGCGUCACUCUUGCAGGCACGCUGCAUGAACUGUAGGCUCAUGCCCUAUAGACGCGGGCUCGGAUGCCACGUUUUGAGGCGGCCCGGCGCUUCGUAGAUCAAUCAAACUUCACUGAACCGUCGACCAGAUACUACGGCCUUGUAUCAUCGGUCCAGAAAGGGCAGGCACAUGCAAUUCACAGCCGCGCCACAGCGCGCGCUACCAAAACCAUGAAUUCCCGAGUCCAGCUAGGUUUUCCAGUGACCUUACAGACUCCAAUGGAC
This is a messenger RNA of Klebsormidium nitens, 1688 nucleotides long. The record is from the annotation of a GenBank genome assembly. NCBI's taxonomy places the organism in Eukaryota, Viridiplantae, Streptophyta, Klebsormidiophyceae, Klebsormidiales, Klebsormidiaceae.